Molecule: messenger RNA, 950 nt
Organism: Nyctereutes procyonoides (raccoon dog)
Lineage: Eukaryota; Metazoa; Chordata; Mammalia; Carnivora; Canidae
Gene: TMEM14A
Product: transmembrane protein 14A
Exons: 5
Coding region: 287-700 (137 amino acids)
Biological process (GO): regulation of heme biosynthetic process
Cellular component (GO): mitochondrial membrane
Source: RefSeq, a predicted model, not a curated record
GGCCGGCUCCUCAUUUUUGCAUUUUGAGCCGCGGGGAGCGGGGAGGGCUGCAAGUCAGCUGUGCGCAGUCGAGAACUUACUCUCCCGGAUGGUCUUGUAAAGGCACAGAUUUGAGCAAAGAUGCUGAGGCCCUUGGGAGGAUCUUUCAGGGGCUGGGGGCUGCUUCUCCCAGGGAUUGCUUCUUUCCAGCUCCUGAGAAUUCCCCGAGCUUCUUCCUUCCGGGGCCCUGAAUCUCCCACCCGGUCUCCUUCCUACCUUCCUGGAGCUGGGGAGAGGUGGGGAAGGGAUGGGGUUCUCGGAACAUGGCAGUUUUAACCUUCCCAGUACCGCCCAGACUUCACUGGAAAAUGGUCUUUCGAGACCCCAAGGAGUACAGAGCUUUAGAAUUGCAACCUUGCCAAUGGACCUGAUUGGUUUUGGUUAUGCGGCCCUUGUGACAUUUGGAAGCAUUUUGGGAUAUAAGCGGAGAGGUGGUCUUCCAUCUUUGAUCGCUGGUCUUUUUGUUGGAUUUUUGGCUGGCUAUGGAGCUUACCGUGUCUCCAAUGACAAGCGAGAUGUCAAACUGUCACUGUUUACAGCUUUCUUCCUGGCCACCAUAAUGGGUGUGAGGUAUAAGAGAUCUAAGAAAAUCAUGCCAGCUGGGCUGGUUGCAGGUUUAAGCCUCAUGAUGAUUCUGAGACUUGUCUUACUGCUGCUUUGAAAAUCCGAAGGAACUGAAGACUAAAUUCAUAUGAUUCUACUGUAACGGGCAGAGCAUACACUUUGUAUUUAAAAGAUAAUCUUCAACUUGGAAUGUGAAGUGUCUUAUUUUACAUUAGAAACAACAGAAACACUCCAAAAUGAACGCUAGUUUGAGGGAUUUUUUUUUUAAACCAAAAACUCAACCAUUUUCUACUUGUCAGAUAAUGGUUUCAUUAAAGAUAUUUAAUAAAUCACUAUACACUCUUUCA